AUGGCCUCAAGACUCCUUCUGGUGCUCGCCCUCUGUGUGGGCUGCUCACCCUGCAUCGGGAGAGAAGCAGCCCCCACCCAGCCCAGGGUGCGGUGCUGGGCCUCUAGGUACCCAAUCGCCGUGGAUUGCAUCUGGACCCUGCCGGCCUCUCCGCUCCCCACCAGGCCCACUUCCUUCAUUGCCACGUACAGGCUGGGCGUGACUGCCCACGGGGAGAGCCGGCCCUGCCUCCAGCCGACACCAGAGGCCACCAGCUGCACCAUCCCAGACGUCCAGAUGUUUUCCAUGGUGCCAUACAUACUCAACGUCACGGCUGUGCAGCCCCGGGGCACCAGCAGCAGCUUCGUGCCCUUUGUUCCGGAACACAUCAGGCAGGUGGCUUUGGAGCUGGUGUGCGUGCAUGUGCAGGAGAGAUGGGUGUGGGAGCUGGUAAACUUGGGCGGGGUGGCGUCCAGGGUGCUCCUCUGCGGACACGUGCAGCCCGGGGGCGCUGACCCCAGUCCCCAGGGCGUGGCUUUCAGACACCUCCCAAUCACCUUCAGCGAGGGGUGGGCCUUCGCGGUGUUUGCGGGCGUAGCUUAG
Molecule: messenger RNA, 582 nt
Organism: Puma concolor (puma)
Lineage: Eukaryota; Metazoa; Chordata; Mammalia; Carnivora; Felidae
Source: RefSeq, a predicted model, not a curated record